Oreochromis niloticus (Nile tilapia) is the source of this 369-nucleotide messenger RNA. Its product is annotated as serine/threonine-protein kinase pim-1-like. Gene Ontology annotation, biological process: negative regulation of apoptotic process; regulation of mitotic cell cycle; protein autophosphorylation. Lineage: Eukaryota; Metazoa; Chordata; Actinopteri; Cichliformes; Cichlidae. Gene Ontology annotation, molecular function: protein serine/threonine kinase activity. The transcript is spliced from 4 exons. The coding region runs from base 1 to 369 and encodes 122 amino acids. The record is from RefSeq and is a predicted model, not a curated record. Gene Ontology annotation, cellular component: cytoplasm.
AUGGCAAAGAAAGGCCGCGGGAGACAACACCAAGAAACACCCAAGAAAAACAAAAGGAAUGUGGACCAGGAUAAAAAAUCAGUGGCUGACCAAAAACGUGAAUUCGAAGCCAGAUAUGUGGAGGAGCACCGGCUCGGAGAAGGAGGCUGCGGAGCAGUGUUUGCUGGCUACCGGAUAGAAGAUCGUUUUCCUGUAGCCAUCAAACACAUUCCCAAAAAUAAAGUGUACUGCAAAGUGGCGGAUGAAAGCGGGAAGAAGCUCUCUGUGGAAGUGGCCAUUAUGCUGAAACUUGCAGGUGAAGCAGAAGGGUCAGUGGAACAUCAGCACCUGUGUCCUUGCUGGAGUGGUUCGACAUUGGCAGAGAACUGA